AUGCCCGUUGGCUGCACCGGCACAAAUCCUUUGGACAGGUGCACUGAUCUCCCUGACUGCACGCAUUCUAGGUCGUGUCAUUUCUAUAGUCUAGUGACGCUCGUAAUUUUCAGGGCGGCCGACGCCGCAUGUGAUGUCAUCAUCCGUGAGUGAAGGCAUCGGAUGUCGAGGAAAACUGGAAACCAUAGUUUUCAAGCUGCGACAUAUCCGCGGAACGUUUUGCUGGCCAUGUGGUAGCGAAUCAAAGACUCGCAAGAGGCUCUUGUUUACCGUUGUCCGACUGACGAGUGGGGACAUUAAGUGACUGCUACUGCAGCAAGCAGGAGCCUGCUGGCUUGCAUAACGUCGCAGGGCGAACAUAUAAGCAAUCAAAAUCAAAUACAUCAGGUUUGUUGUGGAGAUUAUUGGCGGGGCGACGACGACCACUUUUAUUCCAGGGUACCCUGUGGGUUCCAGCUGCUGACGUUCAUUUCGACUACUCAGAGGCGGCAUCAUUCCGAGCUCGCGUUGCUGUCAUCGUCUUCAGCCUGUGCCAGGAGCACUGGUGUAGACGGCAGCCGCAGCUACAACCACGUUCACUUUUGCGGUGGGCCGUGUAUGAAGAGUGCCUGUAGCUGAAGCGCUGGUCCUCUAUAUGGCGUCCACCAGUGCACUGCGACGGUUGGUGAGCACCAUCCUGCUCCUGUCGAUCGGAGUAUUUCGGUGUGCGCUGAUGACGAUCAGCGUCGCUCUUCAAGUUCUCUUGAAAGGAAAGCGCGUCUUGAAGCCCAAGGAACGCCGCGAGGAGCCCGAGUGCCUGCGGGACCCGGAGUUGGGCUCCCACGAGUUUGUCACGCUUGAGGAUGUUACGUUGCACUACGUGUCGGCCGGAAGCAGAGACAAGCCGCUGGUUCUGCUCCUGCACGGCUUCCAGGACUUCUGGUUUUCCUGGAAGUACCAGAUACUGGACCUAAAGAAGGACUUUUGGGUCGUUGCUCCCGACCUCCGUGGUUAUGGCCAGUCGUCAAAGCCCGUCAGCGUCGAUGACUAUCAGUCAUUGAAGCUCAUCGAGGACGUCCAUGGACUCGUCAAAUCGCUCGGUCGGAGCAAGGUGACGGUCGUCGGCCAUGACUGGGGUGCGGUGAUUGCCUGGUGCUUCGCCACAGAACACGAAGACCUGGUGGAAAAGCUAAUCAUCGUCAAUGGCCCGCAUCCCAUGGCCAUGCAGCAUCAGCUUCAUAACAGCCUCUGCCAGAUCGUCAUGUCGUGGUACUUCGUGGCAUUCCAGGCACCCUGCGUGCCGGAGGCAUUCUUGCGCGCUAACGACAUGCGGGCCUUGGACAAGGUGCACGCCGCCUACAGCGACGAGGAGCGGGAGGCCUUCAAGUACACCUUCGGGAAGCCCGGUGCGCUGACCGGCCCCAUUAACUACUACCGAGCGUCGUUCCGGAGGCACUCGGCACGUCGCCUCCAGUUCCGCCGACUGGCCAUCCCGGCACUCGUAGUGUGGGGCCAGCUGGACUUUGCACUCACCGAGGAGCUGGCCACGCUGAGCUUGGACUACGCCACUGGGGGCCGCGUUGAAUAUGUGCCUGACGCGGGACACUGGGUGCAGCGAGAGCGGUCGGAAGUAGUCAACGGUCACAUCAGGCACUUCCUGCUAGGAACCACAAUUUUGUAGCGCUUGUAAGGGGAGGCCAUUUUGUUCUGCAGAUUGCGGCAACAGGCGAACGAGAAAGAGGGUUACCACCCAGCAUCUUGACGCAUGUGCAGCUCACUGUCCCUGCAUAGACCGCGCGUGCUACGAGGGCACGUUCAGCUGUAUCCCUCUCGUUCGUUCGCCUGUCGCUGCAGUCGGCAGAACAGAAUGGCAGCCCCCUACAAGUGCGACAAAAUUAUAGUCUAUUAAGAGUGAAAUAAACAAAUCUCCCUUUCUCUCCGUAA
Molecule: messenger RNA, 1923 nt
Organism: Dermacentor albipictus
Lineage: Eukaryota; Metazoa; Arthropoda; Arachnida; Ixodida; Ixodidae
Product: epoxide hydrolase 4-like
Molecular function (GO): hydrolase activity
Source: RefSeq, a predicted model, not a curated record